This is a messenger RNA of Engraulis encrasicolus (European anchovy), 4992 nucleotides long. RefSeq names its product sorting nexin 17 (gene snx17). Gene Ontology annotation, molecular function: phosphatidylinositol binding. The coding region runs from base 689 to 2107 and encodes 472 amino acids. The transcript is spliced from 15 exons. Gene Ontology annotation, cellular component: early endosome. Gene Ontology annotation, biological process: signal transduction; intracellular protein transport; endocytic recycling. The record is from RefSeq and is a predicted model, not a curated record. NCBI's taxonomy places the organism in Eukaryota, Metazoa, Chordata, Actinopteri, Clupeiformes, Engraulidae.
UGUCCUCAGUCUCGCGAAGGAGGAAGAUCGAACGAACUGACAAAAAAUGCUUAUUCUUUUCGUCAGUAGUCUACGUGGUAGAUAAACGCGAAUGGUAGGAAACGAGAGAAAAUAACCAACAAUUCUGUGAUGAAUUGUCUUAACCUCAUACUGGCAGUGUUGUCUGAAACAGGAUUGCAAAGCAAAGUAGCAUAGCGUUACUGACAUUCGUGCAGAGUAUUUCCAGGAGUUGCUUUAUUCUUUGUCAUUUUAUAUUUGGAAUGCAACCGAGUGUAUACUGUGAUCAUUUCUUGGGGUUCUCAUCGAUAAUGUGUAUACCGUUGUCAAUUUACUGGUAGGGGUUCGAUGUUUUGGAUGGAAAUGCCAACAAUGAAGGUGAAAUUACCUUUCACUACAACCGCAAUAUGGCUGCUGCAGAGACGCUAAAGUAAGGAAAAGUUUAUACCUUAGCCCAUGAGUUUUUGGAUUUACUCUGAACUUCAGAAACUGUCUGAACUGGACACUCGGAGACUCUUUUACUAGCUGGACUCAUUCGAACAAGGGAGCUCUGUGGAUUGCUUGAAGAAAGUGAGAGCGAAAGAGCUCGCGCCGUGCUACAUUUUCCCCUUCUAGGACCAAGGAACUUUUUGUAUGCUUGGUUCUGUGGUGCCUCUUCGAUUGUUCCAGAAUCAAACAUUACAAGCCAAAAAUGCAUUUCUCCAUACCAGAGACGGAGGUUCGUUCAGGUGAAAAUGGAUCCACUUAUGUGGCCUACAACAUUCAUGUGAAUGGAGUCCUUCACUGCAGGGUGCGAUACAGCCAGCUCCUUGGCUUACAUGAGCAGAUUAAGAAGGAGUAUGGGAAUAACGUGGUGCCGGCGUUCCCUCCCAAGAAGAUCUUCACACUCACGCCCGCAGAGGUGGAGCACAGGAGGGAGCAGCUGGAAAAGUACAUGCAGGCCGUGAGGCAAGACCCUAUGCUGGGAUCCAGCGAGAUGUUCAACAGCUUCCUAAGGAAAGCCCAGCAGGAGACGCAGCAGAUCCCUACAGAGGAGGUUCAGCUGGAGGUGCACCUCUCCAACGGGCAGAAGGUGCGGGUCAACAUCCUCACGUCGGACCAGACCGAGGACGUCCUGGAGGCGGUGGCCACAAAACUGGACCUCCCGGAUGAGCUGGUCGGGUACUUCAGCCUCUUCCUGGUCCAGGAGGGAGCCGAUGGAGGCUACACCUUUGUGAGGAAGCUGCAGGAGUUUGAGCUGCCCUACGUCUCCAUCACCAGCCUCCACAGCCCCGACUUCCACAUCGUCCUCCGCAAAAGCUACUGGGACACAGCGUAUGACGGUGACGUUAUGGACAACCGGGUGGGACUGGACUUGCUAUACUCUCAGACUGUGUCAGACAUCGAGCGAGGUUGGAUCCUUGUCAACAAAGACCAGCACAGGCAGCUCAAAUCUCUGCAGGAGAAGGGCUCAAAGAAGGAGUUCAUCCGAUUGGCCCAGACAUUGAAGUAUUACGGCUACAUCAAGUUCGACCCGUGCAUCACAGACUUCCCGGAGAAAGGCUGCCACGUGAUCGUGAGCGCGGGCAACAACGAGCUCAACUUCCACGUCAAGCUGCCCAACGAGCAGAUGAAGGAGGGCAGCUUCAAGGUCACACGCAUGCGGUGCUGGAGGGUCACGUCAUCGCAAGUGCCGGUGGUGAAUGGGUCGGCCAACCCGUGCAGCUCUGCCAAGUGUGACGUGAAGCUGGAGCUGGCCUUCGAGUACCUGAUGAGCAAAGACCGGCUGCAGUGGCUCACCAUCACCAGUCAACAGGCAAUCAUGAUGAGCAUCUGCUUGCAGUCCAUGGUCGAUGAGCUGAUGGUCAAGAAAUCGGGUGGAAGUAUUAAAAAGAUGCAGAAGAAACGGCUCAAUGGCGCCUUCCACAGGUCAGACAGUAACCAGGCAGUGAAGUCUCCUCCAUUACUGGACUCUCCCGACCCGAACCGUGAGCAGGUUGUCAAACUCUCGGCCAAGUUGACCUCAGUGUCCCUCAGAGGAAUCAGUGCCUCCACCUCCAACAAUGACAUCAGUGGCAAUGAUUUCCAUGGCAACUACGCUUUUGAGGGGAUUGGCGACGAUGACCUGUGACGCCUCCCCCUGGCCAAUCUCCCCCUGUUCCUCUACCGCAUAGACACAGAGAGAUGUGGACCGCUCAACAGGCAAAUGGAAAUGAGGAAAAUAAGAGGGGCACACGGAUGCCUACAGCAGAGUCAAGGAUAUUUGAAAAACCAGCAGCUGCUCCUCGUUUGGGUAGGCUGCAGCAUCCACCUGCAUCCCUCGACCAACCAGCCCUUCAUAGUUGCAACGUGCUAGACCGUUGCCAAAUUUUAUUUUUUAUCAUUUAUUAUUUUUCUUUUAAUUUUCAUCAUUCCAAUGCAGACAUUGAGCAUCAAGCUACCAUUAUUAUUCCACCACAUUCCCAUGGCUGAAGGCCCUUUCUAAACCUUUGCUGGUUUCCACAUUUGCGCAUUUCAGAGAACCCCACUGGGCCUUCAACUAAGAGAACUGUUUGAAGGUUUUUUUUUUUUUUUUUAAUUAUAUUCUGGCUGUGAUGCUCAUGGGGAUGAGAUCCCUUUUGUGUUUUUGGUAAAGUACCCUUGAUUUAGGGGCUAGAAGUCAAAUAUGUAGAUGAAAUGGCCUGUGCCCUCUGUGUAGAUUUUCUUUUAAAAGGUGUCUUGUCAAAAUGUUUGUCAGGAAGUUGUUGUAUUUUAAAAAAUGUGGAUGUAAUCAAAUCGCCAAUCACUGUGGUUCCCUAAAGUCACAUUUAUUGUUGCAUAUGACUGUGGGAAGGUUUUAAAAUAGUAUUGUGGCCUGUUUCUGUGGCAGGCAAGCAUUUGAUUCCAUUGAUUUGAUUCAGUCAUCAUGUUCUGGCUACAGAUAUGGGUCAUUAACAAAUGCUUAAACCAUUUAAAGUGGUAGAAUUGAGAGCAAACAUUUAAGCAGUGGCGGGUAUGUACAGAACAUUUCAGUUUACUCAAAUUCGGUUUGAAUAUUUUGAGGAACCAAAUAAGUGGUCUUUUUUUUUUUCAAAGAGUCCUGAUUCAAAGAGGUCUGAUUUCCAUUAGGUCUGAAAUCUGAGGGCUUUUUUUUAGGAAUCUGUUAGUUCUUCUUGUGAGUCAGAUGUGAAAGCCAUGGCAUCAUCUUGCAUCAUGCACUGCUUUCGUUAAAAGUAUUCAGUGCUGCAGGCACCUAGGGUCAAAUUUCAAAAUAAUCUCCCCUCCAAGCCUCAAGAUCAAAGGUUGUUAUUGACUUGGACACUGGACCAGAAUUUCUCAUUUUUAAUUUUGGAUGGUAGUGCGAUGCAAUUGAAUCGAUUACACUGGCCCUGUUGACAGCCAACUAAACUAUCAUUUGGUUGAUGAGUAUUCUAUGUUGUUUGAAAUGUAGCACACAGACUGACGAGCGUUCAUGUUAAGGAGAUAGAAUGAAUGAUAUUGAAAUCUCCUUCGAUCACCUUCACAGCCAAAAAAAAGUAAGUAAGUGCAUUUUAUUCCCCAUUUACAGUCAUUGCCCCUCAAUCUUUUUAGUGCACGUAAAGAAUGUAGCAGCUAAGCCCAGUGCAUUGUUGUUUGUGAUUUUUAGAGUGCGGCUGUAGAUUAUUCAGUGAUAUACGAUCAUUUGCUGACAUCUCAGCACGUUAAUGAGGCCUCUACAGUGUCUCUGCUGUUGGGGUUGUGACUGGUUCUCUUGCCUCUUGAUUAGGCUCAGGCGGGGCAUCUCAGUGACUGGUACCUGCCGCCUGGCUACGCUCUUAAGCCUUUUGCUGUUGAGGGAGAUUCUCAGUUUAACAGCAAACAUAAGGUGGCUUGUACAGAUCUGUACAGCUUUUGCCUCUUUAUUUUGAUCUCAUUGAGGUUUGUGUCACAUCUUCAAAUUCAGAAGCCGUCUUAAUGUGUAUUCAAAACAUAAAUGGAGAACAUCUCUGAAAGGGUGUAAAAAUGUGUCAGGUGAUCUUAUUAGGUGUUAAUUUAGUUUUUACAUUUUGCACAGCAAAAAAGCCGCUACAUGUUGUACCUUUUAUCCAGCAUUGUAAUGGACAACUAAAUGUAUGUACAAAGAGUAUGUUCUUUUUUCUUUCCUUUAAUUUUGCUGCCUUAAAUAAUUAAAAUGCCUUACGCAGCUGCCCAUCCCCUUGGCAUUGCGGAUUGGCUCUUAAACCUCACCCUUGCCUCAGUGCGCCAGGCAAUAGCCAGUAGCAGUCCCUGGCUAAACAUACCCUGGCAAUUUCGGAAGGAUUUGAUUGGUUAAAUUGGCAGACCUGCUUGCACUUGCUGAACUUGUGACAUUGCACAGUAUUAUGAGGGACUAGUUUCUAAUUUAUUUCCAUUAUAUAAAGUGUGAAAACGUAGUGGAGUGGAACCAUGGACAACUACAUUAGUCAACAUUUCAAGAGGGGGGAAGGGGUUUGGACCUGUCAUAAGUUGUUUUUCUUUGUCUUUGUCGCUGUUUGUUCAGCCAAUAUUUUGAAAAGGUGUCUCAUAAAUGCCAAAAUGAUAGUUUACUAAAGCAUUUUGCACAGAGAAACAUUUUAAGAAUCAUGAUAAUGUCACUUUUAUAUAUAUACAGUAUAUAUAUGUACAUGCAAUUAAGAGUAUUCCGAGCAUUUACUAAUCUCAUCAAUGAAUUGUUGUAAUCAUGUAGAUCAAUGUAAUCUAAACUGUAAAAUACUAUAAACUAACAUGUAUCAUUGUUUACAGAAUUGUAGAAUAUCAUGGCAAAAGAGAAAGUGUUUACAAAUUCCACACCAGAUUUUAUUAUUGAUUUUUUUUUGUUUUUGUUUUUGAAUAGUAGUGCAUUUUGGAAUUGACUAGGUUGGGCAUCAAUCCAGGAUCCAUGUGUGGCGUUUGUAUUGUAGGACAUUCAUCUUACAUUUUGUGUCUCACAGAUUUAUUUUUUGUAUUUGAAAUCAUCUCAAAAGAUUGUGCUAUUUUACAGCUGAUUAACAUAAACAUGGAACGAAAAUAUGGCUACCA